Sphenostylis stenocarpa is the source of this 2478-nucleotide messenger RNA. The record is from the annotation of a GenBank genome assembly. Lineage: Eukaryota; Viridiplantae; Streptophyta; Magnoliopsida; Fabales; Fabaceae.
AUGCCGACGUACAAGAUAAGGGGAAUCGACAUAGAUUUUCCGUACGAAGCCUAUGAUUCCCAGCUCGAUUACAUGGACAAAGUCAUUCAAUCACUUCAGGAGUGGGGCACUAAUGUGGGUUCUUUAUUAAUGGGGAUUCAAAUUUCGAUUCACCAUGUGAUAGAAGAGUUGUCGCUUUCGUUACACCCAACCCUGUUGAAACGUAAUGCACUAUUGGAGAGUCCCACAGGAACUGGAAAAACGCUCUGUCUUCUCUGUGCUACCUUAGCAUGGCGGAAGAGUUUGGGUAGUUUCACAACUGGUGUGAGCAUGCUGACAGGCGACAAAUCAGAGGGUAAAAAUGAGGUGUCAUUGUCACAAUCUGAGUCCUCAGGAUUUUCUACAAUUGUAUAUGCUUCACGCACUCACAGCCAGAUCCGUCAAGUAAUUCAAGAAUUGAAAAGAACGUCUUACAGGCCUAAGAUGGGAGUCCUGGGAUCUCGGGAGCAACUCUGCAUUCAUGAUGAAGUGAAGUUACUUCGGGGAAAAACACAAACAAAUGCUUGUCGAGCACUCUGUCGAAGGGGUGGGAAACGUAACUGUAGCCAUUUUCAUCGAGUUACAGAUUACCUGAAGAACAAUUCCCAUCUUGGAGAAGAACCUGUAGAUAUUGAGGAUUUGGUCAAUAUUGGUAGAAGAUUUGGGCCGUGUCCGUAUUAUUUAUCAAAGGAGCUCCACAAGGUUGUUGAUAUAGUAUUUGCUCCAUAUAACUAUCUUAUAGAUCGUGGAUAUAGAAAUUCUCUGCAACUCUCUUGGAGCAAUAGUAUACUCAUAUUUGAUGAAGCUCACAACCUGGAAAGCAUAUGCGCAGAAGCAGCCUCCUUUGAUUUGCCUUCUUGGCUUAUAACUGCUUGCAUUAAAGAGGCAGAAAGUUGUAUAGACCUUUCAAUAAAAAGAAGAGAUAAAACAAAUGAUAAUUCACAAAAUCCAGAUGAUUUUGCUAUCCUUAGAGAAUCUGGUCUGGCACUUCUUCUAAAACUUGAAAAGUGUAUUUCUGAGGUGCCUAUUGAAUCUAAGGAGUUGGGUUUCACCAAACCUGGGCCUUAUAUCUAUGAACUGCUGGCUGAUCUUAACAUCACACACAAAACUGCUUCUAAGCUUACCAGUAUAAUUGGUGUAGCUUCAACCCUUCUUGAGGAACAUAAUCAGGAGAAAUCAACUGGCACGGUCUGCAGGUUGGAUAGACUAGGUGAAAUUCUUGAAAUUGUGUUCAGGGAUGGAAGAACUGCUCAUGCUAAAUAUUAUCGUGUUCAUGUGCGGGAGGUUGAGGCGUGGGCUGGCAAUGACUCUAAAGGCAAGGUGUCAAGAACACUCAGCUGGUGGUGCUUUAAUCCAGGAAUAGCCAUGGAAGACUUUCGUAAGUAUGGGGUUAGAUCUAUUAUACUGACUUCGGGCACAUUAUCCCCUAUGGAAUCUUUUGCGGAGGAACUGAAAUUAGACUUCCCCAUCCGGCUGGAAAAUCCACAUGUAAUAACCCCAAAUCAGAUAUGGGCAGGAGUUGUCCCAGUUGGUCCUUCAGGGCAUACUUUUAACUCCUCUUACCGCACUCGUGAUUCACUAGAGUACAAGCAGGAUCUUGGAAAUGCAAUUGUUAUUGAGUUGGGCUUGGAGAUAGAUGUGGUAAAUUUGGCCCGAAUUGUACCUGAUGGACUUCUUGUAUUCUUCCCAUCGUACUACCUGUUGGACCAAAUCAUUGGUUGCUGGAAAAGUGUGAGUAAUGAAAAUUCAACGUCAAUAUGGGAAAGAAUUUGCAAACACAAGAAACCUGUUAUAGAACCUAGGGAGUCUUCAUCAUUUCCCUUGUCAAUUAAGGACUACAUGACUAAGUUGAAUGACACCUCAGCCUCUGGAGCAGUUUUUUUUGCUGUAUGUCGUGGGAAGGUAAGCGAAGGAUUAGAUUUUGCUGAUCACGCCGGAAGAGCUGUGGUAAUUACAGGUUUGCCAUUUGCAACAAGCACUGAUGCUAAGGUUCGAUUAAAACGUGAAUACUUAGAUCAACAAUCUCGGCCACGUGGAGAACUGUUCAAGGUUUUAACUGGAGAUGAAUGGUAUAACCAACAAGCCUCACGAGCUGUGAAUCAAGCUGUUGGGCGUGUAAUUCGCCAUCGCUAUGACUAUGGAGCAAUUAUUUUUUGUGACGAAAGGUUUUCACAUCAACAUCGUCUGUCCCAAGUUUCACGUUGGAUACAGCCUCAUAUUAAGUGUUUCUCAAGAUUUGGAGAAGUGGUUUUCACUCUAACUCGGUUUUUUCGAGAUGUAGGAACUCAGUGUCCUACUAAGGUGCCAUUGUUAGAAGCUAAAAACGAGGGUCAGUGUCUUCUAGUCCUCCAUUGGACCAUUAUUGAUGCAGGGAAUAUAGGAGAAGUACUAUCAUCAGAGCAGCAGCACAUGGACCAAUUUCACAUGGAAGAACUUUUGUCACCUCUGGUAACUCCUUGA